UUGUGGCACGUGAAUACGACCUCUCUUUUACCUGUAUGCGUUUUCAUUUACUGCCCCUUUUACCGUCGUUGCCUCUCUUGUUAUUGUCGUUCCUUCGACCAACUGCCACACUGAUGAUGAUCAGCUGAAGUCUUAUAAUUCAUGAACCCAAGAAAACUAGUCCUGGUCUGGCCCCUAGUAAUGCGAGUUUAAUUGAAUGAAUCGCAUUGAGAACGCAAGAUUUUCACUUUUCUUUUAACCAUUCUUGGUUUCUGUCCCUGCUCAUCAAACCCAAAGCCACCUUAAGUUUCCUUUCAGGUCUCACUCCGCUCAACUCUUCCUAUUUGUUUUGCAUCUGAGCUCUGAACCCCCCACCCAGGAACCCUAACUCCCUUUUCGUCCACUGUGCAAAAUUAAGGCAAGAAAAUUUAGGAAGCCCAAGUGCUAGUAAGGUUCAUUUUUGUAUCUUUGAAUGUGAUGGGAGGCUCGGUAGACCAUAGUUCAGGAGAAGAUACUGAUAUAAGUGAAUCUGAAAUUGAAGAGUAUGAAGACAAAUCAUAUCAAGCAUUAAAGAGUGGAAAAAAGGAAGUUAAGGUAUCUGAUGGGGCUUUCACUUGCCCUUACUGCCCAAAGAAAAGAAAAGCAGAUUUCCUUUACAAGGACAUAUUGCAACACGCGAGUGGGGUUGGGAGUUCUACUUCAAAGAAGCGAAGUGCACGAGACAAAGCAAAUCAUCUUGCGUUGGCAAAAUACUUGGAGAAGGAUAUGUCGGUCACUGCUGGUCCAUCACAGGCUACAGUCGAGGUGGAUCCCCUAGCAGAUCAUGAUCGUGAUGAGAUGUUUGUGUGGCCCUGGAUUGGCAUUGUUGUUAAUCUUGCUACUGACUUCAAGGAUGGGCGCUAUGUGGGUAAAAGUGGUUCCAAUCUUAGGGAUGAGUUGACAAGCAGGGGUUUCAAUCCUACUAGAGUGCGCCCUUUGUGGAAUUACCAGGGCCAUUCAGGCACUGCUCUUGUGGAAUUUACCAAAGAUUGGUUUGGAUUUAAAAAUGCCAUGUCAUUUGAGAAAGCAUACGAGGCUGAUCGUCAUGGAAAGAGAGAUUGGAUGGCUAAUAAUACUCUAAAGUCUGAUCUUUAUGCUUGGGUUGCUCGUGUGGAUGACUACAAGUCUGAUGGCAUCAUUGGAGAGAACCUUCGUAAGAUUGGAGACAUUAGAACCAUCUCAGAUAUCAUUGAAGAGGAAGUUAGGAAGACAAGUAAGCUGGUGAAUAAUCUGACAAAUGUUAUUGAGGUGAAGAACAUGCAAGUAAAAGAGAUGGAAAGCAAGUUCCAGGAGACUGAGAGUUCUCUAGGCAUUUUAAUUGAAGAAAAGAAUAAGCUUCAUCAAGCCUACAAUGAAGAAUUAAAGAAGCUUCAAUCUACUGCUCGGGAGCAUUUCCAAAAGAUUCUCAGUGACCAUGAAAAGAUGAAGUCACAACUGGAAAACCAGAAAAAGGAACUUGAACUCCGGGGUAAACAACUGGAGCAACGAGAAGCUCAAAAUGAAAGUGAUAGGAAAAAGCUGUUAGAAGAGCUAGAAGAGAAUGCGGCCCAAAAUAGUUUAAUUGAUGCUGCAUCUGAGGAGCAAAGGAAAGUUGAUGCCAAAGUAUUGAAAUUGGCUGAAGAACAGAGGAAGCAAAAGGAAGAAUUGCUCAAUAGAAUUAUUCAACUGGAAAAAGAUCUGGAUACAAAACAAGCGUUGCAGCUAGAAAUUGAACGUUUGAAAGGUACAAUAAAUGUUAUGAAGCACAUGGGAGACGAAGGUGAUCUGGAAGUCUUGCAAAAGGCUGACUCGCUGAACAAGUUGUUGAGAGAAAAGGAAGGAGAACUUGAGGAUUUUGACAGGUUGAAUCAGACGCUGAUAGUUAAGGAACGGAAGAGCAAUGAAGAGCUGCAGGAUGCUCGAAAAGAAUUGAUUAAUGGCUUGAAAGAAUAUCCUAAUUCAGCAUAUAUUGGUAUAAAGAGAAUGGGUGAACUCGACAAUAAACCAUUUUAUGAAGCCAUGAAGCUAAAAUAUAAACAUGAAGCAGAUGCCGAGGAAAGGGCUUCUGAACUGUGCUCAUUGUGGGAUGAGUACCUUAAAGAUCCUGAAUGGCAUCCUACAAAAGUCAUACUUGUUAAUGGGAAACAUGAGGAAGUAAUAGAUGAAGAUGAUGAAAAGCUGAACGACCUGAAAGAAAAGUACGGCCAUGAAGUUUACAAAGCAGUGACAACAGCUUUCAUGGAGAUAAAUGAGUACAACGCAAGUGGGAGGUAUAUUACUUCGGAAUUGUGGAACUACGCUGAAGGUAGGAAAGCUACUUUGAAGGAAGGAGCUGCGUUUCUGCUGAAGAAAUGGAAGCUGCACAUGGAAAAAAUGCAGAGAUAGACCCGACCGAUUGAAAGUUGUGAUUUGUCUGACAAUUGGGAAACUGUUGUGCCUUAAUUUAUUCAGUCUUCUUGACCAUGUAAAACCCAACUUCUAAUGACCAAAUAAUUGAACUUUCAUGCACGGUUGCGUGCAGUCUGCUCAUCAUCUGUUACUUCUUGUUUUAUCGUGUAAGAUGAUUUAUGAAGAGCAAUUCAAGGACCACAUUCAAAAUA
Molecule: messenger RNA, 2597 nt
Organism: Coffea arabica (coffee)
Lineage: Eukaryota; Viridiplantae; Streptophyta; Magnoliopsida; Gentianales; Rubiaceae
Product: protein INVOLVED IN DE NOVO 2
Biological process (GO): gene silencing by siRNA-directed DNA methylation
Source: RefSeq, a predicted model, not a curated record